Molecule: messenger RNA, 1350 nt
Organism: Haemonchus placei
Lineage: Eukaryota; Metazoa; Nematoda; Chromadorea; Rhabditida; Trichostrongylidae
Source: the annotation of a GenBank genome assembly
AUGAAGGUAUACACGGAUCAGCAAGCGUCCACCUCACAAGCCACUGUCGACACUUCAAAAGGCCAUCACCGACGUGCCUCAUCAUUAUGGGUACCUCCGUCAAGGCCUAUAUUCUCGAGCCCAACUCAAGUAAUCCGCGAGAAGGCGGAGACGGGUGGACGGAUUCUGAAGCGACAUCGAUGGACACGAUGGCUAUUCGGCAACGAUCUAGUUUUGCCGGCUUAUCGGAUUGUUACACCGAACAAUCAAGCCGAACCACCACCAAGGUACGAACAUCCGAAUCGACGAUAUGCCGAUAAUAGAAUCAGUACUACGAAAUACACAAAUUUAUAUUUCAUAUUUAUUGUUGUAUUGAAUAUGAUAAUUGGAGCGUUUGGGAAGUACAUAUCACUAAUGCCAAUCUCUUUUGUCCUCGGAGUUACAGCUAUAAAAGACGCAUUCGAGGAUUAUCGCCGGUAUAAAUCUGAUCAAAAAGUCAACCAUUCCACAUGCCGUGUUUGGGACUCCAGUAUUUGUUAUGUAGACACUUGUAAUUUGGAUGGUGAAAGUAAUCUGAAACAACGACAAGCCAUUCGUGCUAUGGGAAAGUUUCACAACCCCACAGUACCGUUAAACUUCUCUCCCGAUCAGUUCAUGUACAAGGUAAUUCGCUCAGUAAAUCCUCGUUUUCUCAAAAUGGGGAGGUAUUUAUUCUCAUGCUUGAUUAGGUGUGUUGUGAAGAGCCUACAACAGACGUGUACAAGUUCGAAGGCCGGCUGGAAACCAUGGAUGGCGGUUCGUCGCACUUCUUGUACAUUGCUGUACACAUUUACUUAUUCGUGCUUGAAGAGCAGUCCACCUCUACCGAGGGAGUUCACCAUUUUGGCCAAAGAAAACGUUCUUCUUCGUGGAUGUGUUGUGAAAAAUACUGAUUUCGUCGAAGGAAUAGUACUUUAUGCGGGUCGUGACACUAAGGCCAUGUUGAAUAAUAAUGGACCCCGAUACAAGAGAAGUACAUUAGAACGCUUGACAAAUAUCGAUAUUAUAUGGUGUGUUGUGAUUCUCCUGGCACUCUGUAUUACUGGAGCAGUACUAUCAGGCGUAUGGAUGAGAAGUUUCUCUAACCCAUACAUGAUUCCAUUUUUCACAUGGUCCGAAAUUCCUGGUGGCACGUUGUUUCGUCCUUCCUUCGAGAGUUUUUGGAAUUUCUGGUCCUUCAUUAUUGUUCGCUAUCACUUAUCGACGGAGUUCAUCCGGAAAGAACAAUUGAGAAGACAUAAUAAGGGGAUGGAAGGGUGUAGUGGCGGUAGGGGUCACUAUCCCUUGUGCGGCGUGCAAGUUGAAUCCCAACUAGGUCAAUUCGACUUCUAA